CCAAAUAAAGACUCGAGCCAAGGCAGCAACCCGAAGACCGUAACACAGUUUCCAUUAUCCGGCGCCAUCCAAUCGCUUCGAUCUCCUCUGAUUUUCGUACCGUUUUUGAACAAGAAAAACAAAUGGCUGCUGGUAAGGUGGCUCAUGUCACACUUAAAGGACCAAGUGUCGUCAAGGAGAUAUUGACAGCAAUGGGAGUUGCUUUGUUUGCUGGUAGCUUUUGGAAAAUGCAUCAAUGGAAUGAGCAGAGGAAAGUGAGAGCUUUCUACGAUCUACUGGAGAAGGGUGAGAUCGGUGUCGUUGUCGAUGAAGAAUAGAUAGAUCGUUCAAUCUAUCAUGAUCUUGUUUAACACAUUGGUCAACAUGUUUAGUAUUUGCUCUUGGAUUAGAGAUAACAUGCUUAUGUUUUGCAACAAUUUCUGCAAAUAAGACAUGAUGGAGGGAGACAGAUUUUUCUGGACUUGUAAACCCUGUUUCGUGAUUUAUUAUGCUACUGUGCAUCACAUUCAACUUUUUUCUCACCAGAGAUGAAAGCCUCAGUCCCCAUCCCCUAUUGCUUGGUUUCCUCAAUAAACAGGACAACUUGUGAGUUUUAUGAAC
Cucurbita pepo subsp. pepo (vegetable marrow) is the source of this 600-nucleotide messenger RNA. Its product is annotated as putative cytochrome c oxidase subunit 5C-3. The record is from RefSeq and is a predicted model, not a curated record. NCBI's taxonomy places the organism in Eukaryota, Viridiplantae, Streptophyta, Magnoliopsida, Cucurbitales, Cucurbitaceae.